CUAAAGUUCUGGUUUAUAUUGUUACAAUAUCAGAAAAAAAAAAACCACCGUACAAGAGGCACCUGGCUUUAAUGACAAUGGAGGUAAGGUUUGAUGGGAAAAGAGCUCUAGUGACUGGUGCUGGAAAAGGCAUUGGGCGUCAAGUGGCAAUAGCUUUGUCCGAAGCAGGAGCAGAAACUGUAGCUCUGAGCAGAACACAAGGAGAUCUUGACACCCUCAAACAAAAGUAUCCAAGGAUGAAAACUGUUUGUGUUGAUUUGGCCGACUGGGAUACUACAAGGAGCUGUGUGGAGGAUGCAGGGUUUAUAGACAUCUUAGUGAACAACGCAGGCGUUGGGUCAGUCGGACAAUUCGUUGAUGUUCCAAAGGAAGAGGUAGACAGGGUUUUGGACAUCGACCUCAAGGCAAUUAUAAACGUCUCACAGGUCAUAGUGAAAGGUAUGAUGAAACGAGAAGGCGGAGCAAUAGUUAAUCUGUCCAGUAUUUAUGGUCAAAGAGUGUGCGUCGGGUCUGCCAUCUACAGUACCACGAAAGCUGCAGUGGAAAUGCUGACAAAAGCUAUGGCUCUAGAACUAGCACCAAAUAAGAUACGGGUUAACUGCGUAAGUCCAACGUUUACGUAUACUCCUAUGACGAUGGAAGCAAUGUCUGACCCGACAUUUUGUAAAGCUGUCCUACCCCGGAUUCCUGUCGGUCGUUUUGCAGAGGUCGAUGAUGUCGCCAAUAUGGUCAUGUUCCUACUUAGUGAAAAAGCAGCUAUGACAACCGGCUCAGUCAUUGCAGUAGACGGCGGGCACCUGCUCACAUGAAAUCAUAAAUUGACUUUGGGGCGUGGUAAAGAUCAGAUCUUAUGUAAACAAGGGAGCUGAAAUACCAAUAAUACACAGCAUAAUUCAGCAAAUGCGUUUUAUUUCCUCCAAUCAGACAAAUAUUGCCGCUUUUGUGAAUGGCAAUCCAGAACAACAGACAGACACAUUGCCAUUAUAGCGGACAUUACCUGUACCUAUAUUUGAUCACCAUAUAAUGUCACAAUCUCUUAACCCUUAUAAAGACACAAUAUUUCAGAUCAAGAAGCAUACAUUCAUAAUUACUCCGCCCAUUACAUGUAGCCUACUUACAUUUACAUUCCUCAGAAAUAACAUGCACUAAUUAAUCAGAGUUCAACAAAUCUCGUGCCUAACUGCCGUAACAAACUGUGCGUCUUCGGUUAAUGCGAAUUGUUAAUGUUCAAGAAUCAUCUUGGGAGAAGAUAUAUAGCACACGGUGGGAUUUAUCUAAACCUGCAAAAUGUAUUCACAAUAUCGUUUGUCCUUUUUUCAUUUUAUGUGUGAAGUUUCAUCUGGUAAGAGAUUUUCAGUAGCUCGACUUUUAUCGGCGGCGGACAUCCUUUGUUGCUCUUGGAGUUGUACUUUGCGUGCUCUGUACGCCUGUUGGCUCUUGAUGAAUACUGGGGAUGAUGUAAUGGAAUGAGGAUAGUUCACCUCUUUGAGAUGUCUCUCUAAUCCAGAGCGUAAAGAGAUUAAAGAGUUCAAGCCAUAUGUCCCUUUCCGACUGGAUGUGACUGUGGCGAGAAAGUCAGCAAGGUAAGAGUCCAGAAUAUCUGGGGGCAGAUGUUCAAUGUUCCUCCAAUCAUUUCUUGGCUCUGUUCUGGCCCAGUUUUCAAAUUUGUUCACGUAACACCGUGUCUGGAUGGCUCUGUAACGCCGCCUUCCUUGAUCUAUCACAAACUGUUUCAAUGGGGAAUUCUGU
Messenger RNA from Liolophura sinensis, 1749 nucleotides. Its product is annotated as L-xylulose reductase-like. Gene Ontology annotation, biological process: glucose metabolic process; xylulose metabolic process. Gene Ontology annotation, molecular function: carbonyl reductase (NADPH) activity; L-xylulose reductase (NADPH) activity. The transcript is spliced from 7 exons. The record is from RefSeq and is a predicted model, not a curated record. Lineage: Eukaryota; Metazoa; Mollusca; Polyplacophora; Chitonida; Chitonidae. Bases 72 to 809 code for a protein of 245 amino acids.